AUGAUAGGUACAGAGGUAGCUGCUGUGUUCCUGAAGCGUCGGGUUCAGCCGAUCAUGGCUAGGGCUCACCCGAUGUGGUUAUAUUCUGGUCCCAAGGAUGAUACUAGGAUAAAUAUUGUUGAACUAUCAGAAAAGGAACUGCUUGACGAAGUUCGACGCCUCACUCUCUUCAGCCAGGAAGAUUCAAUUCCACUGAUAUCUUCCCAUCCACCUUUUGAUGCAAAUCAUCCACCAAUGGAGAUCCCCAUGGCUCCCGAAAGCUUUCGAGACCUGCCGGACGAUGCUUCUGAGGGAAGAGAUUCCUCGGCCCCUUUCAUCGAGCUGUUCGUCCAGUUCGUGCCCGACCGGCACUGCCGGUCCUUCCCAGCGGCACUGCCGUGCUCCCGGCACUGCCGGUUCGUCGUCAGCGGCACUGCCGCCCGCCUCUAUCUUCCUCCUCACGCGCAGCACUACAACGCCAUCAAGCCGCUCGCGCCGCCCAUCACCACCUUCGCAUCACCUGCGCCCAACGCCACCAGGCCACAAUCGUGCAGCAGCUCGGUCGCUGCCCCGCCCCACUCGCCCCCGCCUCGAUCCGCCCCGCGCUCGAUUCCAUUGACCACCACCAGCCGCCGCCGCCCCUGGCUCCCCUGGCCGCACGCCUUCGCCCAGGCCACGCCCAAGCCACCGCGCGCCGCCUCCACCAGGCCCAGCCAGGCCGCCGCCCGCACCGAGCCCAGCCAGGCCGCCGCCAGCAGCCCACGCACCCACAGGCUCCCGCGCAGCAGCUCCCCCGACCACCUCCGCUCGCCGCGCUGCGGACCCGGCCCGCGCAGCAGCUCUUCCGCUCGACCAGCAACAGCCCGCCCGCCCCUUGCUGUUUCGCUCCACGCGCGGCCAAGCCAAGCAGCCCCAGGCCACAGCCGCGCGCACGCCACCAGCUCCACCUCGCGCAGCUGCCCAGUACCAACCGGCACUGCCGGCCGAAUUCCAGCGGCACUGCCGCCGACCCCACCCAGCAUCGCCGGCCAUCCCACAGCGGCACUCGCCGGCCAUAUACAUCCGCUGUUUCAGUUUCGCUCCAUUCUGACUCACAUUUUUGCCCCAAAUUUUGACAACUUUCCGGCGUCCGUUUGA
Messenger RNA from Lolium perenne, 1116 nucleotides. NCBI's taxonomy places the organism in Eukaryota, Viridiplantae, Streptophyta, Magnoliopsida, Poales, Poaceae. The record is from RefSeq and is a predicted model, not a curated record.